Thermochaetoides thermophila DSM 1495 is the source of this 1260-nucleotide messenger RNA. RefSeq lists its product as uncharacterized. Gene Ontology annotation, molecular function: oxidoreductase activity. The record is from RefSeq and is a predicted model, not a curated record. The transcript has 6 exons. The coding region runs from base 1 to 1260 and encodes 419 amino acids. Lineage: Eukaryota; Fungi; Ascomycota; Sordariomycetes; Sordariales; Chaetomiaceae.
AUGCGCCCCCUAAACACAUUUACAACGCUCUCCCUUUUCCUCCUAGGAGGCAUCUCCGCGAGCCCAACCCCUCCAACUAAAAGAUGGGACUUCAACCCUUCCCGAAACCCCGCCUACCAGCUGGACAUAGUCGACCAACUCCUAGUCAACACCAUGCCCAAAGUCGAAUCAUGGAUGUCCCUCAAAAACGCUACCAACGGCUGCACCCUCGAGAAGGCUGCCAUCCGCCGCGAAUGGAGCGACCUCUCUGUCCCCGAGCGAGAGGAAUACAUACGCGCGGUUUUGUGUCUGCAAUCCUUGCCCUCCAAGGCUCCCAAGGAUCAGGUUCCCGGGGCGAGGAGUCGAUUUGAUGACUUCGUUGCGACGCAUAUUACGCAGGCGUUUGACUUACAUAGUCCGAGGAAGUUGUUUGCCGCGCAUAGGUAUUUUAUUUGGGCUUAUGAGAAGGCAUUGAGGGAGGAGUGUGGGUAUACGGGGUAUCAGCCUUACAUGAACUAUGAGCGAUAUGCAGAUGAUCCGCUCAACUCGCCUCUGUUUGAUGGCAGUCCAUCGAGUAUGUCGGGGAACGGACUGCCUGAACCGUAUCCAGGAGUCCCACAAGGGUUUCCGAGACCAUAUAAUAUGAUUCCUCCGGGAGAUGGAGGCGGCUGUGUCACGACGGGGCCGUUUAAGGACAUGGUCGUCAACCUCGGCCCCCGUGGCGGUGUUCUGCCAAACCUCCCGCGCAACCCGCGCGCUGACGGGCUCGGGUACAACCCACGCUGCUUGCGGCGAGACGUCAAUAAGAACUCUGUUGCCGGCGCCAGGGCCAACUACACGUACAGCCUCAUCAUGGAUCACCCGGAUGUGGACAGCUUUUAUAAUCGCUAUUUGGGCCAGCCGUUUUUGAGGGGGGAUCCGUAUCCUUGGGGGUUGCACAGCGCAGGACACUACCUCAUCGGCGGCGAUCCAGGCGGUGACUUCUACUGCUCCCCUGGCGAUCCCCUCUUCUACUUCCACCACGGCAUGCUCGACCGGGUCUGGUGGAUCUGGCAGAUGCAGGACCCGGAGAACCGUGUCAAUGCCGUCCCGGGAGAGCCCGACACCUGGGGUCCGGGUGACGGUAGUGGACACAUUCAUGGGAAGAGACAGGGCAGCGGCAGCAGCAGCGUGUGGGAGGAUGUCAUUGAUCUAGGAUGGACAGCGCCCCCGGUGAAGUUGAUGGAUUUGAAUGAUCAGCUUGGGGGAUUGGGUGGGGAGUUGUGUUAUAUUUAUGCUUGA